AUGCAGUAUAUAGAGUGAACUAGCAGUAUGAAUAUCAUUUAAUUUUUCAAUAUUUAUUUUAUGUAAUUGUAAAAUUUUAGUUUAAUGGCUUUAAUUCCUCACGCAAAUUAUGGACCUUAUCACUUGGAAAAUGAGACUACUGGUGCCAUGUUUGUUACUCGCCAUUGCUGCCAAUUGUGCGUCAAGUGCCCGUAUACUCGCAGUGUUGCCAAGUCCCGCCAAGAGUCAUCAGUACGUCAACCAAGCCACCCUCAAGGCCCUGGCUGCCAGAGGACAUCAGAUCGUCAGCUACUCGCCGUUAACUUUGGACAAACCGGUACCCAACUACACGGAAAUACAUAUUGAAAACAAGAUGGCAGCUGGAGGUGGACAAAUGUCAUUGGAGGUUUUCAUGAGCUUUCUAGAUGCAUCUCCUGUAGGAGGUGCAAAGCUUUUAUGGAAAUAUACUGACGUAGUUUUGGGAAAUACAUUCAAAGAUGAAAACAUUAAAAAACUCAUCGAUUCCAAUGAAAAAUUUGACUUGGUAGUCCUGGAAACGCUGUUUACCCAAGAAGCCGUGGUCGCUUUUGGACACAGAUUCAAAGCACCCGUAGUAAAUGUUCACACAUUCGGAUCUUUUGGCCCAGUGAACAGUGUUUCUGGAAAUCCCCUCUCACUAGCGUACAUACCGGACUAUUCUUUUCCAUAUUCGGACCGAAUGUCAUUGUACGAGCGGUUUCUCAAUGCCUACUCCGUGUUGAGCUCUCUUCAUUACUACUACUCCACACACUUACCUAUUCAGGAAGCCAUUGCCAGAUCUGCUUUCAAGGACCCAUCGAUGCCGCCCUUGGUGGAUAUGCUGCUCAAUACAUCGCUGACCGUCACCAACAUCAACCCCUACGCUCACUACAGCCACCCCAACUCUCCCAACGUGGUCCCUGUCGGAGGAAUCCACUUGUCAUCGGAAAGGAAGCCUUUACCGGAGGCUUUGAAAAAAUUUCUGGACGAUGCAAAACAAGGGGUUAUCUACUUAAGUCUUGGAUCCGUCGUGCCAGAAAAUAUCCUUCCUCAAGAAUUCUUCGACAAUUUUAUCAAUGCUUUUCGAAGACUUCCUUACAAGGUGUUAUGGAAGACCACAAUAAGUAUAACGCAACUGCCCGAGAAAAUUUUGACGUCCAAGUGGAUACCUCAACAAGAUGUACUUGCCCAUCAGAACAUAGUGUUGUUCAUCACCCACGGAGGGUUGCUCAGUCAGCAUGAAGCUAUCAACGCCGGGGUUCCGGUGAUCUGCAUCCCCAUCAUGGGCGACCAGCCGAUGAACGCCAAGUUUUACGAGGCUCGAGAGGUCGGUGUAAAGUUAAACUUUAACGACCUCUCUGAAGAAACCAUUUACACGGCCGUGACGACAGUUUUAAACACGACCAAAUACAAGGAUAACAUGGCUAGACUAUCACAUUUAUACCGGGACCAGCCGAACUCUCCUGCAGACAGGCUGGUGUUCUGGGUGGAGUACCUCCUGAGGCAUGGCGGAGCUCCCCAUCUUCGUCCUGCCUCAGCAUUGCUGCCGUGGUAUCAACUGUACUUGAUAGAUAUUCUGGUUCUUCUAGUAGCCACUGCUUUAGUCUGCAUUCUUUUUACGUACUUUAUCAUUAGAAAAAUAUAUAGGUUAAUAUUUGUGAGACAAAAGUUUGAAGCAUUUUCCAGUAGCAAGAAGAAGAACUAGGAUAGUCUAUGUCAGAAGUAAUUUUAUUUAUAUUGUAUCGUGAAGACCUCAGGAAAUUUAAGCUGUAAGAUGUAUUUAUUUUAUAAUUGUUUAACUAUAUUGUAUGUUAUGCACAUUAUUUUAGUUCGUAACUACCUAACACCCUUACUUCAAAUUAGAUCCAUUUUACCUUUUUGAGGAACUUAAAAUAACGAUAACAUGAAUAAUGUUUUUUAGUUUGUUCCUCGGAUCAGAUCCAUACAAUAUUUUCACUAUGCUACCUCUUAUUACAACAAUGACAACAACAAACUAGUUAUUUUAGGUUUUAAAUGUUAUAACAAUUCAACAUUUUUAUAAUUCCAACAAUUAAGUUGGUUUUAGUUAGUGAAUUUUCUCAUUUUAAGAAAGAAAUUAAAAAUGUAUAUUAUAUUAAAAUAAUGUGACCCAAGUAUUUGUACAAGUCCAUACAAUAUUUUCACUAUGCUACCUCAUAUUAAAACAUUAUUACCUCUUAUUAUAACACCUCUUGUUUUGGAAUUAUUACAGUUUGUACAUGUUGUGUAGUCGUUAUUAUGUAAGCUGAGAUGAUAUUGUGUUGAAUUUUUUUAACAUGUCUUAAUUAAACUGAUCAUUUUGCAAA
Messenger RNA from Homalodisca vitripennis (glassy-winged sharpshooter), 2321 nucleotides. Its product is annotated as UDP-glycosyltransferase UGT5-like. Gene Ontology annotation, molecular function: UDP-glycosyltransferase activity. Bases 110 to 1702 code for a protein of 530 amino acids. Lineage: Eukaryota; Metazoa; Arthropoda; Insecta; Hemiptera; Cicadellidae. The record is from RefSeq and is a predicted model, not a curated record. The transcript has 6 exons.